AUGCUUCGCCGGCUCAACCUCCGUGUGACAUCCUGCAUCGCUCUGAAGCAUGAGGCAGCGAUCGUGCCGAGUCUCAUGACUGGAACGCAGUUGUUCCAUAAAGGGCAACUUCAGUUAUGUACAGAGGUGAAGGAAACGACAUCAUUUUGCCAGCAACAGAGAUGCUUUCACACACAACCCGUAUGUCACAUGCGCGUUGCGGGGAGCAUUAAACCGCAAACUUCCCCAAUGAAUUUUGACGGAAGCAGCAGCGGCAGCGGAAAUACCGCUGACAGCCUUACACCAUAUGUUCGAGAACAUCUCUUCAAGGUGUACGGUCUCUUGGCAGCUGGAUGCGUAGCGGCAGGAUUUGGUUCGGUCCUUAUGUUCGCCACACCGCUCUGCAAGACGGUGCCCUUUUGGCUUCCCAUGGCUGCUGGUUUUGUGCCUUUGCUGUGGCUCAGCUUUGCACCACCACAAAAUCCCAAUUUGAAAAUGGGCCUUUUCUUCGCCUUUACAGUACUAGAGGGAAUGGCUCUCGCUCCUUUGAUUGCUUCUUCCAUGGCUAAGGGAGUACUGGGUACAGCAAUUGUUUUGACAGGAGCUGUCUUUUGUGGCUUCAGCGCAGGUGCAUAUUUGGCACCUCGCGCUUCACUGCUUGCACUGCAGGGGCCGCUGUUUGGGAUGCUUCUCGGAAUGGUGGCGAUAUCGGUCCUGAAUCUCUUCUACCCUACGGCAUUUGUACACUCGAUUAUUUUAUACGGUGGAUUGGCCCUAUUCUCAGUGAUGGUGUCCGUGGAUACUCAGGCAAUGAUCGAGCGGGCACGCUGUGGUGCAGGGGACGUUGUUCAGGACGCUUUACAGAUGUUCAUGAAUGUUGUCAACAUCUUUGUUCGUAUUGCACAGAUUCUGGGUUCUGGUGACCGUUAA
This is a messenger RNA of Trypanosoma brucei brucei TREU927, 909 nucleotides long. RefSeq lists its product as hypothetical. Gene Ontology annotation, cellular component: membrane. The record is from RefSeq and is a predicted model, not a curated record. NCBI's taxonomy places the organism in Eukaryota, Euglenozoa, Kinetoplastea, Trypanosomatida, Trypanosomatidae. Bases 1 to 909 code for a protein of 302 amino acids. The transcript has a single exon.